AAUAUAUACCUUGAGUAUCCGCUUCCUAUAACAGCCAUGGAAUAUGAUCCGACCGGCCGCUAGGGCUCCCAGCGGCGAUCUGAUGCUCCCCGUUCCGCCAUCUGAGCUGCGGUUCGAUGAUGCCCGGAUACGCAGGGCAAGUAGGGGUCAAGUAGGGUGGAUGAGGAGCUGUCGCCGAAGGUGUUAACUCGAAGCAAAAGGUCUUCUACCUACAGCGAAAGAUUGAUCGGUGACUCGGCAGUGGCCGAUAGACCUGCACAGGAGUGAUAUCUGGAAGAUUGAGUUCACUAGGUUUCAUGGUUCUCCUAGCGGGGUUGAUGCAGCCAGCAAGAGCGCAACAGAUAAUUCGUGGGGAAUGACAUCCUCCUCGACAGCCGAUGAUAACAGCUGGACCAUGAAAGCGGAGAAGAAGUUGGUCCGUUCCCGGCGUCAAUUCGGUUCCUAUCAGAACACUGGAGAAUCGCGGUUCCUGCAAUGUGACAAGCGGUGUCUGGGAGAGUCGGGAAGUGCAUCAGCAUGUCUUGUUGUCGAUACUGAGGAAUGCAUUCAAACCCAGCAGGGAAAUGCCCAGAAGUCGUACAGAUCGAGUUGAUACUGACGACAGUUGAUAGCAUGUCAGAAGAGGCCUGGGAAUGUUGAUGGUGGCAAUCUCGGACUCGAAUCAGAGGGUUGUUGCCUUCCAAGGUACAUAAGUACAGGCAACCUCUGUAUAUGCGCCUAAUUUUCUCUUCCCUUCACUUUCGAGAAUGCCGGAGUCUCCAGUUGACGGUAAGAUCCACCCGUCCCGUCCGGUUGAGGGCAAUCCUCAUCCAUCCUUUCCCUUCCUGAUACAUACCUUGCGCACCAUCUCCGCCGGCUUCCCCGCACAGUCCCGUUCAACGCCUCACCCUAGCCUCCUACUUUCUCCGGCUCGCAUCCAGGAAGUCGGGAUCCC
Dacryopinax primogenitus is the source of this 934-nucleotide messenger RNA. RefSeq lists its product as uncharacterized. The transcript is spliced from 2 exons. The coding region runs from base 356 to 592 and encodes 78 amino acids. The record is from RefSeq and is a predicted model, not a curated record. Lineage: Eukaryota; Fungi; Basidiomycota; Dacrymycetes; Dacrymycetales; Dacrymycetaceae.